AAAACACCACUGAAUACUUUAGAUUGCAUCAGUUCUCUUUAGUUUACGGAGUAGAAUCUCGUUGAUGUGAAUAUUCGUCAUGGUCAGCAAAUUACCCGUCGUGCUUUUCAUCCUAUUUAUUGUGUUCAAAUCUUUUUUUGCUACUGAUAUCAGUGCAUCAAAUGAGGUGGUAGAAGGAUGUGCAAAAGAAUUGGGCGUCACAUUUCCCAUUCCCGGGAAUGAGCUGUUUGAGAAGAUUGUUUGCUUGUCAUAUUGUACUUUCAACAAAAUGGGUUUUGAAAACCAGGCGCUAUCACAUGCUCUUAUAGCAACCAUUGAUCGCAUAGCCGAAACGACAAACGAUUCAGUUACGGCAAUGUCUUUCAAAAACAUGGUGGCAGAAAAUUUUGGAUCACUGAAGAACAUGUGUGCUUUGAGUGGAUUUCAAGCUGGCUGAUUUCAAAGCCACAUCGUCCACAGAGCGUAUAAGUACCGAAUUAUACAAGAACUUAUUCAAUCAUUCAAUUAAUUUCCAAUUAGAACAUUUCUCUCAACUGUGUAAUGUCAAGUAAAUAAAUAUAUCAAGUCAUGGUAGUAUCAUGAUGAUACAUUUGGCUCCAGUUAAAAUUCUUACGAAAAUUUUUAAUCAAUGAAAAUGUUAUUUCGAUCCUCUUGUUGUCUAAUCCACAGUAUUUUUACGGAUGAAGCAUAUUUACAAACUGAGUUCACUUUACUGGAUACUGUAGCAAUAUUAUCUGGGAUUGUGCAAAAAAAAAUUAUGUAAACAUUUCAAAUAUGCAGUACGAACAGUGACUAAACAGCUGGAUUCUGGAAACAGAAUCCAAAAACUCGCAAUUCAUUUCAGAUAAUCUGCAUGUAGAGACGUAUUCUAGCUUGAAAGUAAAAUUCUCUAGUGAUAAAAUGAAUUUACUCCGUUUUGCUUUAGUUUUGAGUUGUGUUUCUUUCGCUUUUGCAGAAAUUCAACCCAAGAAAUCUAAAAUGAUAUUGGAGCACAUGACGAAAUUGUAUCAAAUUGCGCGACCAGUUUGCAUCUUAGAAACGCGUAUCGAUGAGAAAAAAGUGCAAGUACUCGAAUCGGUACAGCCAGUUGACGAUAAAAAUAUCUACUGUUUCGUCGGUUGUAUCAUGAAAUACAUGAAUAUUAUCGAUGAAAAAGGUCGUCUACAAAAAUGGCAGCUAGUGGAUGUGCUUGAUGCGCUCAUGGGUGAUGGAUUAAAUGAGAAUGCCAAAUAUGUUCUUAAAACUGUUGUCAAGCGACUGCAACAAUCGAAGCAUGUCUGCGAAGCUGGCAAAAUAGCGAUUAAGCUCAUGGAAACGAUUUUUUAUCAGAACAUUGAAUAUAUGCUUUGAUUUUUUUCAUGCGGUAAAUCUAUGAUUUUUGGAUUUUUAGUUCGUUUUCGUUUAUCAAAAAACCCAACACAUAAGAUACUUUUAAAUAAAAACGAAUCACUUGAAAUUCACCAUGGAAUGCCACACUCAAAGUUUGUUUUUUUUUCCCAAUCGAGAAAUGUGUAAAACUUUUAUAUUUGUUUUGGUUUGCGUCAUCUGAAGUGCAAGUAUGGUUCAGAUGUGCAAACAAAAAUAUUUCAAAACAUUUGCGAUGAAGAAAAAUAUCAGCGACAGCUGUAUCAGGCGGACAUGACUUGACAAUUUGCGGUUAAGCCAAUUAAAUCGAACAACAUUCGUUUAAAUUGAGCCGAAUUUAAUAAUGAAAAAUGUCAAGGAGGAAGAUCUAUUGAUCCAGUCAAUUGAUAAGUGCUUGAACAAAUUGAAUUUGACUGAAACAGAAAAUAUGGAUAAGCAACAACAAGCCUGCUUGAACGGUUGCAUGUUGAAAGAAUUGAAAAUGAUUGGCGAAGACGGUAAAUUAUUGCCCAAUGGAAUCGAAGACUUCAUCAAGAAUAUUCCAGCAGAAUACCUCAAGGAUCAAUCAGAGCUUAAAGCCGAUUUGAAUAAAAUCGCUCCAGAGCUGCGUGAAGCUAAAGAUGCUUGUGACGCUGGUAAAAUUGCUAAUGAGGCAGUUAAAGAACUUUUUAAAACUGAAAUUGACACUCCUGAUGAGCUUGAGCAAUAAGUUACAAACAAUUUUUAGCCGAGAAACGUAGCAUUUCCGAAACCGACAAUUUAAACAUAUUUUUUGUGCUCUGUUUGCAAACCAUUUUCACUUAAUCACAUAAAUUAAUUCAUUUAAAUGUCUGAUACAGUUAAUA
Sitodiplosis mosellana (orange wheat blossom midge) is the source of this 2210-nucleotide messenger RNA. RefSeq lists its product as uncharacterized. The record is from RefSeq and is a predicted model, not a curated record. The coding region runs from base 1709 to 2074 and encodes 121 amino acids. The transcript has 7 exons. NCBI's taxonomy places the organism in Eukaryota, Metazoa, Arthropoda, Insecta, Diptera, Cecidomyiidae. Gene Ontology annotation, molecular function: odorant binding.